AUGCUUCUGAUUCAACUCCCAGAAAAACAAGGAAGUAUGCGCGAAGAUAGGGUGAGUCCCUGCGGCAGGCAUUAUCCGGGAACGAUUAUCCAGGAACUUACAGAAGGAACCCAGGAGAAUGUUCAAAGCGAUAAGAGAACAGGUCUUUUCAGAGAAGCUCUUGCCGCUCUUCUGUUAGAGUUAGCUAAAGGCCAGCCAAACCAAACUAAAAGACGUACUUGUAGGUCUCCUUGA
Eutrema salsugineum is the source of this 234-nucleotide messenger RNA. RefSeq lists its product as uncharacterized. NCBI's taxonomy places the organism in Eukaryota, Viridiplantae, Streptophyta, Magnoliopsida, Brassicales, Brassicaceae. The record is from RefSeq and is a predicted model, not a curated record.